AUGGGAUGGUUUGUUGGCAUGGCUCUUCUGACCCUCCUUUACAAGCAUUCACUGUACUUGUCUGAACACAAUUGGCUACCCUACAGUGUUCUCAGUGCAUUUGCCAUUGUGGGAGGAAUCCUUAUUCUCUACAUUCAGAAGGUAUGCCUUUUGCAUUUUGUAACCUUUAAACAUAGUCAACAACAAUAAGAACAACAAAAAUUUAAAAAAAACCAUUAUCAUUUGUUUAGCAGGCCAAAGAAUGCCAAAAUUAUAUAUACGUAUUAUUUUAUUGAUUGGAAACUGCACCACGGGCAGUGUCACAAAGGUCACGUGAACAGCUUUGUUGUCAAUAAUUAUCUAUGAUAAGCCCCUAGGGGAAUUAUUUACAAUUUACUGCAAUUUACAGCUGUUAGCUGCAGAUGCCCAAAUCCCUUUUAUGGUCUAUUUACAGGCUGUAAUAAUCAUCUCUACUUCAUUCGUGGGAGCAUUCAAGUUUGUCAAUGGCGUUGAUUACUUCGUGGAGAACUGCAAAGCCCUUUAUUACACUGUCAACAUCUUGCGUGGUAACAGUCUAAUUAGACAAUAAACUGAACAUUAAAAUAGUGAUAGAGUUGUCCCCAGUGUGGGGGUUUCACUUAGCAUGUGCAAAUCAUUUUUUGCAAAGUCUUUGCAUUCAAAAAUAUUUUUUUGGUAGAAAAAGUAGUUUGUAGUUUCCCAACUGCAAGGUGGAUUAUUGCAAGAUCUUUCAUUAUUAUCAAAAACAACUUUGUAAACCUUUGCAAACUAUAAAGAUAAUAACAAAAUAUAUGCAGCCUUAUAAGAAUUGUAACAUUCUGUUUUGAGCAUGUGCUGGUUUUUGUCCGCAUUUGCCCAUUCCAUGGGCAAAUGGUAAUUAGAGCAAAUUGGCUGGUUGAAGCAUGAGCUUUACUUUGAUUUGUUCGGUUAAAUAGAUUUUUGGUGAGCUGGCAACAUUUAGGCAAAAAUAUUAUUUUAAGCCAAAGCCUAAAAGUGGAGCCUAUGUGAAAUAUUACAAAGUUUCUUUGCUGGUUUGAUAAAAACCUGCUACCACUGCUGAAGUCUAGCUGGUCAUGACUUGGGAGGAUUUAUAUUAGCCAAGAUCGAAUGGCUUGUUCCUAAAACUUCACUUAAGUAUCAUCUGGAACUCAUUUACCACAUUUACAAGUCAUAUACCUCAUCACAUCACCACGAUAAAGUAAUUAUAAAAGCUUCGAUCUUGUAAGUGUUUCGUAAUUCAGAAACUGAAACUGUGCUUUUCAAUGGAUCUUGUGCAUGUAGGUCAUCAUGACAAGUCUGAUUUGCCACACUGUUGGUACACUUGGCUGAUGUUUUCAUUGAUUGCAAUCAUGUUUAUUGCUGGCAUGGUUGUGCAGUUUUGCAAGACUGCAAAGGACAGUGAUCACAGGCAAGGUAAUGAUAAAAAAACCAGACCAAAACAAAAUAAUCAGCUGAUUUACUAG
This is a messenger RNA of Porites lobata, 1460 nucleotides long. NCBI's taxonomy places the organism in Eukaryota, Metazoa, Cnidaria, Anthozoa, Scleractinia, Poritidae. The record is from the annotation of a GenBank genome assembly.